This is a messenger RNA of Punctularia strigosozonata HHB-11173 SS5, 1140 nucleotides long. RefSeq lists its product as uncharacterized. The annotation marks the transcript as partial. The transcript has 2 exons. The record is from RefSeq and is a predicted model, not a curated record. NCBI's taxonomy places the organism in Eukaryota, Fungi, Basidiomycota, Agaricomycetes, Corticiales, Punctulariaceae.
AAAUCAUAUUCUGCAUCAUAAAACGACUAUGGUGAAAUCACUCGAAGAAUAUCCGGACGAGCUCCUGGACCGCAUAAUCGCCCUCGCGAUGGCGUACGAUACGGUGCCGGGCGAUCCAUUCGUCUUCACAACAUCGUCCGCGAAAGUCGCCACCGACGAAACAAGGCGGAAUAUCCGGUUGGUUAAUCACAGGUGGAACGCAAUCGCGAAACCAUACAUGUAUCGUGACAUCCAUUUCGGAUGGAGGCCGAGGGUGGAUGAAUAUGAGACUCAGAAUAGCGAUCUCAAGCGGUUUCGCCGUUUGUGCGAGUUCGUGUCAUCCAAUGGUCCAGACAGGCUCACCAAAACUCACACACUGGCCGUAUUCUGUCCCGCGGAACACCCGCGAACCACAGCAGAAAUGGGAGCCCUCCUGUGCCAUUUACUCUCGCAUGUGACCUUGCAUCACUUCGCGGGGACCUUCGACCACUCUAUCCCCUGGUUCCCUUACCUUCGCCGCUCGAGCGCACACACCCUGACGCAUCUCGAUCUGGAGAUACACCCCUUCAUCAUCAGAUCAUCCUGGGUCGACCACCUGAACAGCAUGGUCAACCUCAAAUUUCUCAGGCUGUCCGAGCAACGCCGCAGCUGGGUCUCCUUUCACCAGGACCUGGACGAGAUGUUCAGCUCUGACGACCUGCCGAACCUAUCGCUUCCCCGCUUGACGUCGUUACAACUAUUCGCGCAUUACCCGCGGGCGGAUAUGAUGGGUCUCGAGGGAGAUCGCAUCCCAUUUCUGCUUGCGAAGACGGCAGAGCUACCCGCCCUGACCGAUCUGCGCUUACAAGGAGAUUUCUUAGACCUCGGCGAAGAGUCCGUCAUACCUUUCGUGGCUGCAUUCGGUUCCCAACUCCGUACUCUAUACGUUCAGCUACCUCGUGGGGGUCAGCUUCGUUAUAUCGACCUUGCAGGGGCACUGCCGCAGCUUACGCACCUCAGUUUGAUACAUACCGUUCCAGAGGCGAGGUCAUCGUUCCAAGCUACGCAUCACAUAACAUUCUAUGCCAUUCCUGUCGUUCAUCCGACACUCCAGACACUCACUGUCAGCGGCCUCGGACUUGGACAGCCCCUCCUCCGCCUAGUUGACCCUGCCUCCCUCCC